AUGAGUGCAACCAGCAGCGCAGCCCCAGCGGCCACUGCGGACGACGUGGAACCAAGCGCCUGGCACGGGGGUGCCGCGUGGCAGCAAUUCCACAAGGGGUAUAAAGAGCGAUUUGUCCUAGACUGCAACAUCAAGUUGCUCUGCAACGGAGUGACUGUGCGCAUUGCGCAGGCGCCCAGCGCAAAGAGCGCUGCGCCUGCGCGAAAGCCGCAGCAGAAGGCUGCCGUGCCGGCGACAAAGGGGCAGCAGGCGGCGCUGCAGCGCGGCCGCGGCGCCAGCCGUGGCAAGGGGCGGGCGCCAGGGGCCGCUGCGGGCGGCGGCGGCGACGGCAGGGGUUCUGCGGUCAGCGGCGAGCGCGCGGCUGCAGAUGCUCCUGAUGCGUUGACUUUGCUUGACCGACGUUCAGACCCUGCACUCACCGGAAGCACCGUUUGGGACGGGGCCAUCGUUCUGGGCCAAUACCUCACGUCGGACCCCUCUGCCCUGCGCCGCACCUGGCCCAGCGGCCGGGCGCGGCCGGUUGUGCUCGAGCUCGGCGCCGGCACCGGCGCGGUGUCCCUGUGCCUGCUGGCGGCACGCGCGGCUGAGGGCGCGGUCAUGACCGACCUUCCGGAUGUCCUGCCGCACCUGCGGCGCAACGUGGCGCACAACGCGGGCGCGGUCGGGCCCGGCGCGGCGCUGGUGGCGCCGCUGCGGUGGGGGGACGCGCGAGACGCAUCUGAGCUCUCAGCCCUUGUCUCGCGGCGCUGGCCGGCACCUUCGCCGCCGCUGCCGUUGGCCGCAGCCGCGGGCGCCCCGGCGGUCGCGCCCGCGCCCGAGGCGCGGCGGCGGCAGGUGGGCGGCCGGCCGCCCUGGGAUGUGAUCGUGGGCAGCGAUCUGAUCUACUACUCGUAUUCAGAGGAGACUCCCCACAGCCGGCUGCUGCUGGAGGCACUGGCCCAGCUGUGCUGCGAGGAGACGCCCGUCUUCCUGUCGCUGAGCCUGCACCACAAUCCUGAGGAGGUCGAGCGCUUCCUGAGUUGGGCAGCCGACAGCGGCUUCCAGGUGACACGCGUCGACCCGGCGCUGAUCCCAGGGGAGUACAGGGUUCCAGACGUGCUAGUGGCGCGGCUGCAGCUGGCGCCGCGCGGCGAGGGCGCUGAGGGCGGCCGUGAAGCUUGUGUGAUGGAAGGGCGCGAGGGACAGUUGGGUGGGGCGGAAGGCCCACAGCGGGGGCAGCAGCAGGAAGAGCAAAAGGAGGACCUGGCGCAGCAGCAGCAGCAGCAGCAGCAGCAGCAGCAGCAGCAGUAG
This is a messenger RNA of Monoraphidium neglectum, 1290 nucleotides long. RefSeq lists its product as hypothetical. Lineage: Eukaryota; Viridiplantae; Chlorophyta; Chlorophyceae; Sphaeropleales; Selenastraceae. The coding region runs from base 1 to 1290 and encodes 429 amino acids. The record is from RefSeq and is a predicted model, not a curated record. The transcript is spliced from 4 exons.